CUUCAGAGCCGAGUGUCUGGUGCUGAUCCCUGGCCAGAGCCUGCAGCCCGUAGCUCUGCCCAUCACCGCCACUGAGCCGCAUGACGCUGCUGAGCAUCGCGCUGCUCCUGGGGACUGCAGGUGCAGCCUGGGGCAGUUUAACGCUCAAGGGGAACCCAUGCCACCCCCACUCACAGCCCUGGCAGGCAGCCAUCUUCGAACACUCCAUGUACAAGUGCGGUGCCACCCUCCUCAGCAGCAGAUGGGUCCUGACUGCAGCCCACUGCCUGACUGGCCCCAUCCAUGUGCGCCUGGGGGAUUACAACCUGUAUGCCCGUGAGGGGUCCGAGCAGUACAAAGCUGUGGCCAAAAGCAUCAUCCACCCUGGCUACAACUGCACGGACCACGACAAUGACAUCAUGCUGCUCAAGCUGCAGACCCCGGCCACGCUCAACCGCUACAUCCAGCCGCUGGGCCUGGCUUACCAGUGUGCGGAGCCGGACGAGCAGUGCUCGGUGUCGGGGUGGGGCACCACCCUCAACGCCCCUGAAAACAUCACCAUCAUCCUCUACUGCACCAUGGUCCACAUCGUCUCCAAUGAGCAGUGCAAGGCCAGCUUCCCCGGGCACAUCAACAGGAACAUGCUCUGUGCAGGCUUGAAGGGUGGGGGCACAAACUCCUGCGAGGGUGACUCCGGUGGCCCGCUGGUGUGUAAUGGGAAGCUGCAGGGUGUCGUGUCUUGGGGCGAUGUGCCCUGUGCCUCCACCCCGAAACCCAGCGUCUACGUGAACGUCUGUAAAUACCACCACUGGCUGCUGGCCACCAUGUGGGCAAACUGAGCCCCCAACUGCUUGGGGCUGGGACCCCAGAAUA
This is a messenger RNA of Caretta caretta (loggerhead turtle), 852 nucleotides long. Its product is annotated as kallikrein-15-like. NCBI's taxonomy places the organism in Eukaryota, Metazoa, Chordata, Testudines, Cheloniidae. The record is from RefSeq and is a predicted model, not a curated record. Gene Ontology annotation, cellular component: secretory granule. Gene Ontology annotation, biological process: proteolysis. Gene Ontology annotation, molecular function: serine-type endopeptidase activity.